AUGGUGCUGAUAUCCAUUUAUAGAUUGUCAAAGACUCCAACGCAAGUUUUAAUUCGGUGGUCUAUUCAACAUGGGUUCAUAACAAUUCCUAAAACAGGUCAAGAGUCAAGACUAAGAUCGAAUGCGGAUGUCUUUGAUUGGUCUAUUCCCGAUGAAGAAAUGAAAUUACUGGAUAACCUAGGUGAUCACCAAUGGUCGUGUACAUGGGAUCCGACCAAGAAUAGUCUCGAAGAAGCUGGCCUUCUAUAA
This is a messenger RNA of Rotaria socialis, 249 nucleotides long. The record is from the annotation of a GenBank genome assembly. NCBI's taxonomy places the organism in Eukaryota, Metazoa, Rotifera, Eurotatoria, Philodinida, Philodinidae.